This is a messenger RNA of Kalmanozyma brasiliensis GHG001, 864 nucleotides long. Its product is annotated as Protein-tyrosine phosphatase-like, PTPLA. The record is from RefSeq and is a predicted model, not a curated record. NCBI's taxonomy places the organism in Eukaryota, Fungi, Basidiomycota, Ustilaginomycetes, Ustilaginales. Bases 1 to 864 code for a protein of 287 amino acids. Gene Ontology annotation, biological process: sphingolipid biosynthetic process; very long-chain fatty acid biosynthetic process; fatty acid elongation. The transcript has a single exon. Gene Ontology annotation, molecular function: 3-hydroxyacyl-CoA dehydratase activity. Gene Ontology annotation, cellular component: endoplasmic reticulum membrane.
AUGCCGCCCAAAGCAUCCUCAAAGGGGAGCAAGCAGGUCUCGACCCCUGCCAAGCCUGUCAAGCGCGGCCCUCCCCCUCCCAUCAAGUACUACUUGAUCUUCUUCAACUUCCUCUCGUUCUUCGGAUGGGUCAUCGUCCUUUCGACGCUGGUCAAGCACCUGGCGCUCGGCCCCCAGCCCUUCUCGCCGCCCGUUCGAGCCGCUGCUGAUCUCCUGGCUCGCUUCCGUCUCGCCAAGAUCGGUAUCGUCAAGACCUACUCGCACCUCUUCCCCGAGCCCAUUGCCAGGCUGCUCGAGCGCGCUGCCAACUCGCACACCUUUGUCGGCUCCGUCGUCGCUCUCGUUCAGUCGCUUGCCAUUCUCGAGGUCGUUCAUGCUGCUAUCGGAUGGGUGAGGAGUCCCGUCAUCACCACCGCCAUCCAGGUCGCCUCGCGUCUGUUCAUGGUGUGGGGUGUCAGCGAGCGAUUCUCGCAGGCGUGGACCAGCCCCUUCUACGCUUCCAUGGUGCUCGCAUGGGCCAUCACCGAAUGCAUCCGCUAUCCCUUCUACGCCAACCAGCUCCUCCAGCAGGAAGGGCCCGCCAUGCUCUGGGCUCGCUACACCACCUUCUUCGUCCUCUACCCCAUCGGUGCCGGUUCGGAAGCCAUGUGCAUCCUCGCGACGCUUCCCAAGAGCCUUCCGUUCAACAACCCGGGUGCUUGGGACCUGCGUGCUUACAUCUAUGCCGGUCUGUUCGUCAUCUGGUGGCCCGGUCUUUACGUCAUGUACACGUACAUGAUGAAGCAGCGUCGCAAGGUCAUCGGCACGGGCUUCUGGGGCGACAAGCUGCAAAAACAGAUCAUCGACAGCAAGAAGUCGCAGUAG